ACAGCCGGUGGGGCAGGACUGGUUGUUCCUUCGUUUAUCCGUUUUUUCCGACAGUCACAAUUAUUCUCGCGUGCCGGCUCGAUGUCAUUAUCAUCGCGCAAGAGGUGCUGCGCGAGGUUCUUCUCGUUUCGUUGCUCGAAUUCGGUUUUCGCCGCGUAUUCUCAAACAGGCGUGUGACGCCGGCGACCACGGGUACAAGUAAAUACACACAGAUUCACGUUUGAGCUUUUCGAGACGCGUCGUGCUCGAGAUCAUCGGAUUCCAUUUCACGGACGGACGACUCGAAGCCGAUGGGGGAUGACGUUCGAUGGAGAAACAGAUCCAGUGGCUCGCGUCGACGAGGAACGACGCGAUGCGAAUCGGCGACGCGACAAUUUUGGACGUUAACCGGCGAAAAAGUGGAGACGUAAAUGCGAACGACGAGCCAGCGGGACAAGUGGGGAGUUUGCGAACUUCGAAUCGAAACCAUCUCCGGGCCAGAAAUAAUCGGAAGCCGGUCUGGUAACAUUGUUUCUGGGAUUUGUCGACGCAUUGCCGUUCCGUUGGACGAAUCGCGUGCAACAUGUUCGGGACGAAACUACGCACGUGGAUGGAGGCGCAUAUCGUCCGAUCGAAAAAGAAAAAGGACAGGAAGAAGGGCGAAAAAGGAUUCGACUCGAACUGCAACUCUCCGAGAAACCAAAGCGCAAACAGAUCUCCCGGUUUGCACCAGGUACAUCCGGCAGAAUCGCCAGGGAAAACCGUGGACGGGAUUCGAUUGCACGGCAGCGGUAGCUACGUGAGUGCGUCAGCCUCUUCCGGAGCGUCAGCCGGCACUGGAAGCGUGAAUCUCUCCUCUCCGGAAAGCGCCUACAGUACCGGAUACUCGACGGACGGCACGUCACCCGGGACCAGUUACCCGCCGGAAUAUUACAUCAACAUCAGGACCGGGACGCAUUAUUUUCAGAGCAGCGGGAACAACGGCAGACCGAAGAGGCCAACGGACGGAGGAGCGGAUUACCCAGCGGCGACGGGCGUUACCAGCGUUGUCGUCCCCGUCCACGCCGGACAUGGAAUCCUCGAAGCGGCGGCUUGCCUCGCAAACAUGACCAGAAACGAAGACCGAUCGAAAAACGUUCGGAAAACCGAGGCUCCUAGCAAGAUCGGCGAACGUCCGGGAACCGAAGAGUCGAGGGAGGAGCGGUCGCAGCGGGCACACGCGCACGCACACGCCCAACCGGACAGGUACCAUACACGGACCACCACCGAGUCGUUCUCUGCCGAUUCGUCGAGUAGCAACCUCACUGUACCGUCCUCGAUACCACCGCCAUUGGUUUCAUCCUCGGUCCAAUCGCCCCGGGAACGUUCCCGCAUCCGGACCAAUCCCUGGCUCUCCGCCAACUCAUCCGGACCCUGCAACGCCGGCUUCAGGUCCAGACUGAAUCUGGACGAUCCGAAUACUGGAUCGGGCCUGAAGCUCGGGGAAUCCUACGGAAGCGCCAGCGACGUGAACGGGACGCGAGAAGGACGCGCAAGCAAGGAAGUGAAGCAGGAAAGUCUUAGCGCCGGAAGAAGUCCAAUAAACCAAAACUGGAGGAUCGCCUCUGGUAUGGAGAUACGAUCGAAGAUGGCCCUGUUGAUGCAACGACGGAGCAACAGUAGCAGUAGCAGCCGAAGCAGCACCAGCAAUACCGAUAGCUUCAGCGGUGGCGAUAUUACCCUAAACGAGAUGAUGGGUAAAUUCGACGAGAGUUACAUCUACGAAAAAGAGACGGACAUUUUGUCCGACAGCGAUCCAACCGAUUGCGAGGAGUGUAUAGACUCGUUGUCCGACGUCGAGGCAGCCCGCGACGCCGGCGACGAGAACGAUCCGUUGGAGAACAACGAGUUCGAUUACAUCGACAACGGUUCGUUCCUCGGCCUCGACAAUCUCGACUGUUCCGGCCGGUUCCCCAACACCGGACAUUGUACGUAUUUCGCGUUCACCGGCGAGGUCGCCAGACGGACCAGUAAACUACGGGAAUCGUUGUCGAGGCGCAGAAACAAAGAGGACGUAGCUACGAUACAGAGAAUGGCCAGCGCGAAGACCGUCUCCGCGAAACGACAAAGCGGUCGGCACAAGAGGCCCGAGGAGAAGAGCGAGAAACGCAAGAAACGGGUCUCGCAACGACGGAAAUCGACCGUGGACAAGUGCGACGACGAGACGGCGAAUCUGAAUCGCGCGCUGCUAGAGCGUAUGCUGCUGAAGAACUCGGGCUUCAAUCAGCAGGGCAGCAGAAGUGUCGGCGGCACCCCCAUAUGCCUGCGUCGUCAGCGGCACGAUGUCAACAAGAAUCUGUCACCGAUCAGGCUGAACGAGGAGAGGUCAAUAAUAGGUCAUACGAUGGGCGUCGAUACCGAGAUCGUGAAGAGGCGUUCGAAUUCGGUGAGCUACGUGAACGGCAACAUCGUCGGACGAAGGACAGGGUCGUCGGGCAAUGGCUACGUGACCACGUUCGCGUCCGAGAUCGCUCUGAUCGAGGCGGAUAAAGAGGCGGACAAGAAGUAUCGCGAGCUGAUCCUCGAAGCCGAGAAUAUACUGGUGAACAUGCAGCAGACGACACGGAAUUGCUCGUUGCCCGUGGUCCCGUCGCCGACGCGGAAAUUCCACAACGGUCUGGCCAACAAACGCGUCGAACUGAUCAAGAAUACCGAACUGAACAUCGAGCUUGCCCUCUCCAAAAGCCGAAACUCUCAGCCGGAGCUGCAGAGCGGCAGUAUUCGCGACCUGGAGCACACCAGUCCCAAGAGACAGUUCGGCCAACCCUGUUCCCCUAUUCGUAGAUUCGCGGAGAGGAACGCGACUGGCGCGCUUCUACAGAAGGAGAACUGUUACAGGUCGGAAGCGCCAAUGAAAUAUUUGCCCGGUGACUCCCCGAUCGCGGCGAGAAGAACGCCGCCCCUCCAUUCGCCCGGUAAAACUCUACUUCGAUCUCCUUGUCCAGCGAGACGAGAGCAAGAGAACAACGGAUCACCGCGACCUCCAACUGUAAUCUACAACGGGAUCCGACGAGUUCACCUCGACACGGAGCAACUACCUGCUACGACGACGAUGCGAUCCGAGGUUCGUUAUCAUAACAGCAGCCCUCGCGCUGCUGUGUUACCGCGACGGGACAUCCUCGGGUGGGACGGGAAUGACGUUUGUGUCUCGAAGCUGGCGACCAAGGAGGAAGGCGUCACGUCCAGUUCCUCGGAUUCGGAGGAAAGGUGCGACGUUAGAAGACGACCGCCUUUGAUGACCUUCAGGUCGAUCGAUAUGGUCCCGACGAAACAGGGAUCCCCUUCCUACUGUCCGCAGAGCGAGCCGGUCAAGAGGAAAGUGUACGCAGGUAGUGUGACUUACGGGAGAAUACAGAAAACUUUGGGGGAACACGUUGCUCUGAGAAAUUCAGACGGUGACACCGCGACUGACGACACCGACGACUCGAGAAAAUCGUUGAAAGAGAAGGUGGCCCAGCUUCGUCGGGAACGAUCGCUCGCUGCGGAGGCUCAAGAUUCCCGAAUGUUUCAGCAGCAAAUGUCGCAACUCCGGAGACAAAUGCUGAUGCACACGAUAGAGGGCUUGAAACGAAGCCUCGAAGAUCAAUCGGCGACCCUGAAACAGACAUGCUUGGAUCCGGUAAUGUCCGACCAGUUACCAUGAAUCGAGAAGAACUAGAAGAAAACUCGUGGAACGCUUUCGCGUCGCGUGAUGAACAAAUGAAUC
Molecule: messenger RNA, 3724 nt
Organism: Dufourea novaeangliae
Lineage: Eukaryota; Metazoa; Arthropoda; Insecta; Hymenoptera; Halictidae
Exons: 10
Coding region: 563-3661 (1032 amino acids)
Source: RefSeq, a predicted model, not a curated record